This is a messenger RNA of Anolis carolinensis (green anole), 1725 nucleotides long. RefSeq names its product membrane primary amine oxidase-like. The transcript is spliced from 3 exons. Gene Ontology annotation, cellular component: plasma membrane. Gene Ontology annotation, molecular function: quinone binding; copper ion binding; primary methylamine oxidase activity. Gene Ontology annotation, biological process: amine metabolic process. Bases 262 to 771 code for a protein of 169 amino acids. Lineage: Eukaryota; Metazoa; Chordata; Lepidosauria; Squamata; Anolidae. The record is from RefSeq and is a predicted model, not a curated record.
AAGCAAAAUCCCAAAUCCUGGGCAUGUUUCUUAUUCUUUGUUUUAGAACCGUUGAUCCUCAACUAUCCCAUUACCACAUGUGAGCAGGAACAAUUAAAAUAAUUUUCUCCUUACUGCAGGAAAGAAAACAAAUAUUCUUCUUCAACAUUCUCUCCGUAAUGGUCUAAUGACAGAGGUCCUCAAAUUAAAGCCUGCGGGCGAGAUGCAGGCCUCCUGCCCUAAAACAUUAGACUUGGGUGGUUUAAAUCUGAAGCGACCUGAAUGACAACAACAAUCCUAAUUAACUUAACUAUCUCAUCAACCAAAAGCAGGCCCACACUCCCCGUUGAAAUACUGAGGAAUAUGUCUGAAAACUGUGAAAAAACCUUCCUCAAACUAAGCUGGUUGAAGAGAUAUCUUGGCCCUGCUUGCCACCAAGAUAUUAAAGCUGAGGAGUCUCAGGGGAAAAAAAUCGCAAUGCCUUUUGGAGACAUCUUGAGUGGAAAGGACUUGGUUGCCUGGAUCACCACCGGCUUCCUGCACAUUCCACAUGCUGAGGAUGUCCCCAACACCGUGACACUUGGGAAUGCUGUCGGUUUCCUUCUGAGACCUUACAACUAUUUUGAUGAGGACCCUUCCAUACAUUCUCCCGAUGGAGUAUUCUUCCCCAGUGAGCAGGACUUCACUUCCUGUGAUGUCAACCAUAUUGCGUGCCUGCCAAAAACAGCAACGUGUGUGCCCAAACUUCAGCCUUUCACCUUUGAAGGCUUUCAAAAUCUGACCAGACUCUGAGAUCUUCUGGAUUUUGGCUGGCUACUUAUAUUUGGAGUGGUGGAAACUGUUCACCCUGAUAUCUAAGGACCAUUAGUUCUGAUUUUUUUUCUGUUCAGUCAUUUAAAUCUAAACCUUAAGACUGACCUGCUUGCAUUGUGCACAGUUUUGAACUGGUAAAGAAACUGCAGUUCUUCUUCUCCAUGCCAGAUUGUUUAGGUGAACAUCAUAUCACAUAUUAGUCUGUGUAACGAACUGUGACAGGGAGGAAUCCUUUUAAAUCCCACCACACAGUUACCACCAAUUGUAAAGAUGUCUGGAUGAUGAUUUUAAAUAUUUAUUUAUUAUAUAUAUAUGUUUUUUUUAUAUAACCGCUGCCACCAAUUGUGGAGAUGUGGGGUAGAGGAUAAUUUAUUCUUUUUAAUUCUUCUUAUUUACUUCAGAUGGUAACGUUGCUUAGCUUGAAUAUAGGUGUGACAGAGACUUAGAUGGUUUGAAGAACAAAACAAGUUUAUUUCAUGUACAAAGCUUAGUGGUUUCAAUAAUUUCUUUAAGGCACUUAAAUAACUGUUACAAAUAGAUGUUGAGGUGUUCUAACUUCCAAAUACUUUCUUCUUUCAGAACUAAACUAGAAACUGAUCAAUUGGAUCUACCAGGCUUACUUCCCCUUACUUCACAGCCUCCACAAAUAACCCUAAACAAGUCACCCAACUUGCUUAGUCUGGCCUAUUAGAGGUCUGCCUCCCUGAUUUCCUAAUCUGAAACCAGUCUUUCUCCUGUGACUAAGAAUCACAGACCAAGAUUUAAACUUCCCUGGUUUCCUUAAACUUGGAACCAGUCUGUCCCCAGGGCCGGCCGGAGAUAUUUUUUAAUGUGAAGCGGGGGUGCUGAAAAGCGCCCCCGCCACCGGCCCCGCCUCCCGCGCCCUGGCCCCGCCCAGCGGGCCCUGGCCCCGCCUCCCACGCUGCGUGGGAG